This is a messenger RNA of Eurytemora carolleeae, 570 nucleotides long. RefSeq names its product nacrein. Bases 64 to 522 code for a protein of 152 amino acids. Lineage: Eukaryota; Metazoa; Arthropoda; Copepoda; Calanoida; Temoridae. The transcript has 3 exons. The record is from RefSeq and is a predicted model, not a curated record.
GAGUAUAUAAGGUUGGGAGAGGGGUAACAUCAUCACGUUCAAGCAAACCACCAAACCUUCAACAUGAACACCGCUAAACUAUCUCUUGGCUGUGUAGUCAUGGUGGCCUGCCUCUGCUUGAGCUCUGCAGGAGUUCUACGUGAAGAGGAGGAAGGAGCAGACCAUCACCUUGUUAGAAGACAAGAUGGAGGAGACGUUGAAAUCUCCAUUGAUGCAAAGCAUUUCCGUCCCGGUGGCGGUCGUCCUAAUCGGCGUCCUAACCGUCCCUACGGAAAUAAUGGUUACAACAACGGUUAUGGAAACAAUGGUUACAACAGCGGUUAUGGAAACAAUGGUUACAACAGCGGUUAUGGAAACAAUGGUUACAACAACGGUUACGGUAACAAUGGUUACAACAAUGGUUAUGGAAACAAUGGAUUUAAUAAUGGAUAUAACGGAUACAAUAACGGUUAUGGCGGUGGAAGUCCUUUUGGGUUCCGAAGUGCUAACGAAGAUGGAAAUCAAAACUCAGUACAAAAUUAAAUGUUUUUGUUUGUGGAUAUUUGUGAAUAAUAAAAUGGACAAAAGCUU